CAACCGACAAUGGCAAAAGCAAAACCUUGUUUGGCUUAUCUCUCUGCCGUUUUUCUUCUUCUAUCUGUUUCCACUUCGUUGUCGGCACCAGCACCAGCACCAGCACCAGCUUCGUCACUCUACGACACAUUCCUUCAAUGCCUCACGCAACACACAAACUCCUCAACCCAACUCUCCAACAUUCUCUUCGAUCAGACCAACCCCAGUUUCCCCUCCGUCCUCCAAAACUACAUCCGAAACGCGCGUUUCAACACCUCCUCCACGCGGAAACCCUUACUCAUCGUCACUCCCCUCACAGAAUCGCACGUCCAGGGUGCUGUAACAUGCGCCAAAACCGUCAACAUUCAACUCAAAAUCCGAAGCGGAGGACAUGAUUACGAGGGUAUCUCCUACAUCUCCGAAGAACCCUUCAUGAUCCUCGACAUGUUCAACCUUCGCGCAAUCACCGUCGACAUAGAAAACGAGGUUGCCGUGGUCCAAACUGGUGCCACGCUUGGCGAGGUUUAUUAUAGAAUCUGGGAGAAGAGUAAAGUUCAUGGCUUCCCUGCUGGGGUGUGUCCCACUGUUGGUGUGGGUGGCCAUAUCAGUGGAGGAGGGUACGGUAACAUGUUGAGAAAAUAUGGUUUAUCUGUUGAUAACGUCAUCGAUGCUGAAAUGGUUGAUGUCAAAGGAAAUCUUCUAAACAGAAAAUCCAUGGGGGAGGAUCUCUUCUGGGCUAUUAGAGGAGGUGGAGGAGGCAGUUUUGGUGUCAUAGUGUCUUUCACUAUCAAACUAGUUCCCGUGCCCGAAACGGUUACCGUUUUUCGCGUUGAGAAGACUUUGGAAACGAAUGUCACCGCCACCGACCUCGUCGUGCAGUGGCAGCAGGUGGCGCCGACCACCGACGAGAGGCUUUUCAUGAGGCUGUUAUUGCAGCCGGUGAGUUCCAAGGUUGUGAAGGGGACCAAAACGAUUAGAGCCUCGGUUGUGGCGUUGUUCCUCGGAGAGGCUAAUGAGGUUGUGUCGAUUUUGGAGAAGGAGUUUCCUCUCCUUGGGUUGAAGAAGGAGAAUUGUACUGAGGGGAGUUGGAUUGAUUCCGUUCUUUGGUGGAACGAUGACGAGAGUCUCAAAAAUGGUGAUAAGCCUGAGACGCUGUUGGAUCGGAAUCUGAACUCCGCUGGUUUUCUUAAAAGAAAAUCUGAUUACGUUCAGAACGCUAUUUCACGAGACGGGUUGGAGUGGUUAUGGAAGAGGAUGAUCGAGUUGGGGAAAACGGGGCUUGUGUUUAACCCCUAUGGAGGGAAAAUGGGCGAGAUUGCUUCCGAUGCGACGCCGUUUCCUCACCGUAAGGGGAACUUGUUCAAAAUUCAAUACUCUGUGAAUUGGGAAGAUCCUUCUCCUAGUGCGGCUACGAAUUUCACGAACGAGGCUAAGAGGUUGUACAGUUACAUGACUCCUUUUGUGUCCAAGAGUCCCAGAAGCGCCUUCUUGAAUUAUAGAGACCUUGACAUUGGGGUCAAUAGCUUUGGUGAGAAUAGCUUCCAAGAAGGGGAGGUUUAUGGAAACAAGUACUUCAACCACAAUUUUGAGAGGCUUGUCAAGGUUAAGACUGCGGUUGAUCCUCAAAACUUUUUCAGGAAUGAACAGAGUGUCCCUGUGCUUCCGAGCUAAACGUACCACAAUAUUGCUCAGUGCUUUCUUAGUUGUUACCUUUUUUUUCUUUUUUUCUUCAUAUAAUUAAUUACUUCUGAAUGGUUCUCCACUCCAAUACUCCUAUAGGUCCGUGACACCUUUCGGUCAUUGAUUCGAUUUUUAUAGCAUUCAAUUUCAAAGUUUGGAUACACAUGUUAGGUAUCUGCGUACGGUUAUAUAUUUAUUUUAUUUGUUCUUUUC
Molecule: messenger RNA, 1872 nt
Organism: Cajanus cajan (pigeon pea)
Lineage: Eukaryota; Viridiplantae; Streptophyta; Magnoliopsida; Fabales; Fabaceae
Product: berberine bridge enzyme-like 21
Molecular function (GO): oxidoreductase activity; FAD binding
Source: RefSeq, a predicted model, not a curated record